Messenger RNA from Jatropha curcas, 1185 nucleotides. RefSeq names its product ethylene-responsive transcription factor ERF027. Lineage: Eukaryota; Viridiplantae; Streptophyta; Magnoliopsida; Malpighiales; Euphorbiaceae. The record is from RefSeq and is a predicted model, not a curated record. Gene Ontology annotation, biological process: regulation of DNA-templated transcription. Gene Ontology annotation, molecular function: DNA binding; DNA-binding transcription factor activity.
AGUAUUUGAUUUGAGUGGACUUCCCCGCGAAAUCCCCACGCAUUCAACUUUUUUCAGACAAAAUCACGCUUGUAUAUAUUUGCCUUGUGUGUGCUUUACCUAAUAUCGUUCUUUCUAGUCUUUUUCCUUCCACUAGAAUUAAACAUAAUUAACCCUAUUUUAUAUAUGGCUGACCCUAAUAUCCACAACCACACUGGUCUGCCUCAAAUAAACCAAACUCACCCACCUUUUGACCCUACUUCUCCUCCUAAACCUAACCCACUUGACCCAUUUGUUUCCUGGUCUAACUCUACAAACCCAGGUCAAAACCCACCUAAGUCGUCUAUGGCUACCACUUCUGCUACUACUAAACGACACCCGAUAUAUCGGGGAAUUCGUAGCCGGAGCGGAAAAUGGGUGUCUGAAAUCCGGGAGCCACGCAAAACCACCCGUAUUUGGCUUGGUACCUACCAAACACCAGAAAUGGCUGCCGCGGCCUAUGAUGUGGCUGCGCUAGCCCUAAAAGGUGGAGAUGCAGUACUGAAUUUCCCUAAUUCUGUUGGGUCUUAUCCUGUCCCCGCUUCAUCGUCGCCGACUGAUAUACGUAAUGCAGCUGCGGCUGCUGCGGCUUUUAAAAAUGCGGAAAUGAACCAACGUCCGUUAAUUUUGCAGGCAAGAAGUGAUCAUGAACUAAGUGCUAAUUUUACUGCGAGUGAUCAAGAAUUUGUUGAUGAAGAGGCACUUUUCGAUAUGCCCAAUUUGCUGGUGGAUAUGGCAGAAGGAAUGCUGCUUUCGCCGCCCAGAAUAACCUCCUCCGAUGACUCCCUGGGCACGUCCGACGGAGAAAGUCUCUGGAGUUAUUUCUAAUAAUUAAUUUAAAUUAACAUGAAUGAUAAUAUGAAGUCAACCUUAAAGAAUGAUACAAGAGGACAUAUAUGUGGCUGCAUUAUCUAUUGACCUGGUUUUUUUGUGCACCAUUUGUCUCUCUUUUCUUUCUUUUAAGUAUGAAAAUUAAGAUUGAAUCACUGAACAGUAAUUCCCAAAACGUAAAUGUUUUCGAAAUUGAGAAUAGUGAUGGUGGGAGACUUUAAGGUUUGUGAUUUCUUUAUUAUUAUGGGAAUCUGUGACUGUGCAUGUUGCUGUAGUAUACAAUUUUUGGCUUGUUUAAUAUUAAUUUUUUAUUUUUUGAGAUAAUGCGAUAAUGGU